AUAGGAAAAGGACCGUCUCUUCCCUUGUGAAUAAAUAGCCAAUAUCCAUUGCCUUCUAUCCAGCACAACAACAGAACUCCUUUCUUCUUCAAUCUCGAAUUCCUUACCACCUUACUGACAAUAUGAUCAGCGCGAAGAAGCUCCUGAAAAUGGCAAGGAAGUGGCAAAAGCUGGCAAGCAUCAAGAGAGAAAGAAUUACACUCCCAAAAGCCAAUGGAGACGAGAUUGCAGGCAGUUGCAGCGCUUCAGCGGUGGCUGAUAAGGGUCAUUUCGUUGUAUACACUGCUGACCAAAGACGCUUUGUUCUUCCUUUGGAAUAUCUUAACAAGGAAAUCUUCAAGGAGCUCUUUAGAAUGGCAGAAGAAGAAUUUGGUCUGCCAAGAAAUGGGCCUAUCACGUUGCCAUGUGAUGCAGCGUGUGUGGAGUAUGUAGUUGCAAUGAUCCAACAGAAUAUAGCCAAACAUCUGGAGGAAGCAUUGGCCAUAGCCAUAGCUACUGAAUGCUGUUCAUCAUCUUCAUAUCUCCCACCACAUCUACCAAUACCUAACCAACAAAUCCUGCAGAUCUGUAGCUUCUGAUCAAGCAAAUUGAAUUUUGUUCUGCAAUUGAUUGACAUCAUGUACAUAUGAUACUAUUAUUAAAAUCUUCGACCAUUAAUUAUUUAA
Molecule: messenger RNA, 665 nt
Organism: Carya illinoinensis
Lineage: Eukaryota; Viridiplantae; Streptophyta; Magnoliopsida; Fagales; Juglandaceae
Product: auxin-responsive protein SAUR68-like
Exons: 1
Coding region: 123-578 (151 amino acids)
Biological process (GO): response to auxin
Source: RefSeq, a predicted model, not a curated record